ACCAUAUUAUAUAUUUAUACAAACAGUAACGAUGUCAUCAUUCACACUACAUAGAAGAAAUUACUGUGAAUACUACAUUCCUAAGCCAUUACUGUAUCUGCAUGAUGAGUACACCAUCCGUUCGACGCAUUUCAGAAUGCUUCGUGAAGCCACAUCGUCCAAUCCAAGAAUCCAAUCAAAUAUGUCAAUUAACACCUUGGGAUAUGAUUCUCUUGUCUCAUCACUAUAUCCAGAAGGGUUUACUCUACAAGAAGCCUUCAACACUUGGCGAUCAACAUGAUUUCAUAGAGAAUCUGCUGAACAAGCUCAAGACCUCUCUCUCACACACUCUCUCUCUUUUCUAUCCAUUGUCUGGCCGCCUUGUCACCCACAAAACACAAGACCCUCCCUCUUAUGCCCUUUUUGUUGAUUGCAACAAUAGUGAUGGAGCAAGAUUCAUCCAUGCAACCCUGGACAUGACUGUAUCUGAUAUACUCUCUCCCAUUGAUGUUCCACCCAUUGUUCACUCAUUCUUUGAUCACCACAAAGCAGUGAACCAUGAUGGCCACACCAUGCCGCUGUUGUCCAUCCAAGUCACUGAACUAGUGGAUGGUGUUUUCGUAGGUUGUUCCAUGAACCACACUGUUGGUGAUGGCACUUCUUAUUGGAAUUUCUUCAGCACAUGGUCUCACAUCUUUCAAGCUCAAUCCCUAGGACAUGAACAUGAUGUUCCCAUUUCGCACCCUCCUAUACACGACCGUUGGUUUCCAAAUGACUGUGGUCGAUCAGUCAAUCUUCCUUACAAACACCAUGACGAGUUUAUAAGCAACUUUGAAACACCCUUGGUGAGGGAGAGAAUCUUCCACUUUUCAGCAGAGUCUAUAGCGAAACUGAAAGCAAAGGCGAACUCAGAGUCGAACAGCACGAAAAUCUCUUCAUUCCAGUCACUAUCAGCACUUGUAUGGAGAUCCAUAACUCGUGCGCGCUCCAUGCCGUACGAUGGAAGAACAAGUUGCAAGAUGGCCAUAAACAAUCGAGCGAGAAUGGAACCGCGUAUGGCGGAGGAGUACUUUGGGAACUUAGUUCAAGUAGUGGGCGCAGAAACGACAGCAAGAGAAUUGCUUGAGAAUGAUCUAGGAUGGGCAGCGUGGCAGUUACACGUGGCAGUUGCCAACCACAACGAGAAAGUGGUGAUGCAAUCGCUGAAAGGAUGGCUAGAGCGUCCUUUUAUACCUCAAUUUGGUAAGUUGUACGAUCCGUACAGUGUGCUGAUGGGUUGCUCGCCGAGGUUCAACAUGUAUGGGAAUGAAUUUGGAAUGGGUAAAGGAAUAGCAGUCAGAAGUGGCUAUGCCAAUAAAUUUGAUGGAAAAGUGAGUUCAUAUCCAGGUCAAGAGGGAGGGGGAAGCAUUGAUUUGGAACUGUGCCUUCUACCACAUGUAAUGACUGCUCUCGAAUCGGACAAGGACUUUAUGACUGCAGUUUCGGUGCCAAUAAAUUUGAUGGAAAAGUGAGUUCAUAUUAAUAAAGUAUUAGGUAACAUUGCUUUAUUUGUAUGUUUUGUAUCCUGUUGUAAGCUGAAUGACUUUGUCACGUGAGCAUAUUAGUUACGAGUGUGGCUUCCUUUGUAAGCUUUGUUUGUCUAUAUAAUUCACUCUCUGUCAUUUUUAGAGAGUGAUAGAAAAUAAUAAAAGAACAGAAUUCAUUUUA
This is a messenger RNA of Cajanus cajan (pigeon pea), 1686 nucleotides long. Its product is annotated as putative acetyltransferase At3g50280. The record is from RefSeq and is a predicted model, not a curated record. Lineage: Eukaryota; Viridiplantae; Streptophyta; Magnoliopsida; Fabales; Fabaceae.